AUGCCAGGGGGUUGCUUCCGGGGCCCCGCCGCCGGGGACGGGCGGCUGCGGUUGGCAAGGCUGGCGUUGGUCUUCCUGGGUUGGGUCUCUUCGUCCUCUCCCACUUUUUCGGCUUCCUCCUCCACCUCUUCGGCGUCGUCGUCUGUCUCCGCGGUAUCCGCUCAGCCUAUGCUGCCGGGCCAGUGCCCUCUGCCGUGCGAGUGCUCAGAGGCGGCGCGCACAGUAAAGUGUGUUAACCGCAACCUAACAGAGGUGCCUGUGGACCUGCCUCCCUACGUGCGCAACCUCUUCCUCACCGGCAACAACCUGUCUGUGCUCCCUACUGGCGCCUUCGCCCGCCAGCCGCCGCUGGCCGAACUGGCCGCGCUCAACCUCAGCGGUAGCGGCAUAAUGAAGGUGGACGCCGGCGCCUUCGAACAUCUGCCCAGUCUGCGGCAACUGGACCUCAGCCACAACCCGCUGGAAGUCCUCAGCCCCAUCGCUUUUUCGGGCACCAAUGCCAGCACCUCAGACCCCAGUCCCCUGAUGGAACUGAUCCUGAACCAUAUUGUGCCCCUUGGGGACGAAAAAAACAACCGGAGCUUCGAGGGCAUGGUGGCGGCGGCGCUGCAGGCUGGCCAAGCGCUGCGCGGGCUCCAUCGCCUAGAACUGGCCAGCAACCACUUCCUCUACCUGCCGCGGGACGUGCUGACCCGACUGCCCGGCCUCAGGCACCUAGACCUACGCAACAACUCCUUGGUGAGCCUGAUUUAUGUGUCCUUCCGCAACCUGACACAUCUAGAAAGUCUCCACCUAGAGGACAACGCCCUGAAGGUCCUUCACAACCGCACCUUGGCUGAAUUGCAGAGUCUGCCUCACGUUAGGGUCUUCCUGGACAACAAUCCCUGGGUCUGCGACUGCCACAUGACCGACAUGGUUACCUGGCUUAAGGAGACCGAGGUAGUGCUGGGUAAAGCCAGGCUCACUUGUGCAUUCCCCGAAAAAAUGAGGGAUCGUGUCCUGUUGCAACUCAACAGCUCCGACCUGAACUGUGAUCCAAUCCUCCCCCAGUCCUUGCAGACUUCUUAUGUCUUCCUGGGUAUUGUUUUAGCACUGAUAGGAGCUAUUUUCUUGCUAGUUUUGUAUUUGAACCGCAAGGGGAUAAAGAAGUGGAUGCAUAACAUCAGAGAUGCCUGCAGAGAUCACAUGGAAGGAUAUCAUUACCGAUAUGAAAUCAAUGCCGACCCCAGAUUAACAAACCUCAGUUCUAAUUCUGAUGUCUGA
This is a messenger RNA of Chrysochloris asiatica (Cape golden mole), 1263 nucleotides long. It is a transcript of the gene TPBG, whose product is annotated as trophoblast glycoprotein. Gene Ontology annotation, cellular component: plasma membrane. Lineage: Eukaryota; Metazoa; Chordata; Mammalia; Afrosoricida; Chrysochloridae. Bases 1 to 1263 code for a protein of 420 amino acids. Gene Ontology annotation, biological process: negative regulation of canonical Wnt signaling pathway. Gene Ontology annotation, molecular function: protein binding. The record is from RefSeq and is a predicted model, not a curated record. The transcript has a single exon.